Molecule: messenger RNA, 1371 nt
Organism: Marchantia polymorpha subsp. ruderalis
Lineage: Eukaryota; Viridiplantae; Streptophyta; Marchantiopsida; Marchantiales; Marchantiaceae
Source: the annotation of a GenBank genome assembly
CUCAGUCGUCACUUCCAGAGGGCCGAGGUUUACGCGUGUCCGUGUACUCGCUGCUAUUUUGGAACUAGCAGUAAAUUUCCUCGACUAAUUUAAUGCCGGGCCUUCAAUUGUCGGAUUGUGGGGACAUAUGUCUCUGUUCCAUGCUGCGCAACCAUGAAAUUGGAGUAUGAAAUACUGCAAGUCGUACCGACUUGUGUUCGCCGGUAGAGAUCGGUGACCGGCCGGAACGUCGGCAGCCAGGCCUUGAGCAAUGAUCGAAGAGUCUGCCUCGAUCGGAGUUGGAGACCUGUGCGGUCGAUCAUUAAUUUGAUCCACAUCUUCAGAUGAUUCUGAGGCCAUUGAAGCAUGUGUCUCGCGGCUCGCCUCUCUGCCCUCUCUAGACGCUCUUUCUCUGAACUGUACUCCAUGUGACUGGCGGCGACGGUCCAGUACGUAUGUACUCGACGAAUCUACUCAGCGACGAGCUCCAAUUAUGGUGCGCGUAUGGCUGGGCGGCUUCCGUUUUCGAGCUCAUGCGAGCGAUCAAUUACGCCUCUUUGGCUUUCAAUCUGUGUGUGUGAAAGCCGAAGUCGAGUCCAGUCGGUUACUCGACUCUCGACGAGUUUGGCCUUCUGUUGGCUCUGUCGCUCCUUGCGCUCGGACUGCUCCAUCAGCCGAGGGUUACAUGAUCUGCACUGUAGGAACCGGUGCCCGAGUCCAUGACAUGCCGGUUGCUGGCCAGUUGAGUUUUGAAUGUAUCCCAUAACUCCAUAAACUAGCAACGUUGAGUUCCAUAAGAUUUGCCGGUUGUGGAUGCAAUGGCAAGCGUUCUCCUACUUCGACUGAGCGAAGCAUCUGAGGAAUGUUGUUCAGAUGACGGUUGAAGUCACGUGAAGUCCUGUCAAUGUCUCGUGCAUCGUUCCUCAAUGAGCGACAAACAUCGAUACUCGAUGUACGAGACUCGUGACCUCUUCAUGACUUUCGUAUCAAUCUGCAUGUGAAAGAGCGAAUCACUCGAGAGGAGUUCUGUCGACGUAUAAGAAACGCCUCUUUCAGGAAAGGCUGUGAACUGAUGAUCGGGAAUAUAUAUUUAUCCUUGUUUAUUCCUCGGGACGGGGUGAAGGUCGUUCCUGUUUCUUUUCCUUUCCUUGAGUCAAUACGCGAAUGCUUGGUGUUAGAGUAUCUACCAUCUCCACUUUGACGUCGUCACCAUAAGAUGACAACAGGAAGUAGUUACAUAACCAACGGAUGUUCUUCCUGAAUCUGUAUAUAUGGAACAUCGUUUUUGAGAAAAGGUUUAAGUACUGUACCACUACAUAUUCUGAAUCUCCGAUCCGCUGAGUUGGUUGAUUAUAACUGAAUCUAGCAGAAAAUAUUCAUAAGUUAGUUGUA